Molecule: messenger RNA, 2268 nt
Organism: Pantherophis guttatus
Lineage: Eukaryota; Metazoa; Chordata; Lepidosauria; Squamata; Colubridae
Gene: ACTR5
Product: actin related protein 5
Source: RefSeq, a predicted model, not a curated record
UGAACGGAACAGUCCUUUAGAAGCCUUUGUUUCGAGUCGGAGAAAAGACGGGGAGGGACCUGACGGCCGGCAAGCUUUUUCUCUCGCCAUGGAGGCAGCCGGAGGGGUGUUCCAGUUCCGCGACGUCCGAUGGGACCCGGACCCGAUGCUGGAAGCUCACCCGGCGGUGCGGCUGCCGGCUCCGGUUCCUCUGGUGCUGGAUAACGGUUCGUUCCAACUGCGUUUGGGCUGGGCCUGCCCGCAAGCCGCAGUGCCCGGCGAGCCCUUGCUCCAGUUCCGCUCCUUAGUUGCUCGAAGCCGGGGAGCUCGCGGCGGCGCUGGCCCGGAAACCCAGGUGGGCAACGAUCUGGGCAGCCCCGAACCCCUCCGAUGGCUCCUCCGCUCGCCUUUCGACCGCAACGUGCCGGUUCAGAUGGAGCUGCAGGAGCAGCUCUUCGAUCACGGCUUCCAGCGCCUGGGCGUCUCCUCGCAGGGCUGUGUUGACCAUCCAAUUGUGAUAACAGAGGCUGUCUGCAACCCUCUCUAUUCAAGGCAAAUGAUGUCAGAGCUCCUAUUUGAAUGUUACCAGGUUCCAAAGGUUUCUUAUGGUGUAGACAGCUUGUACAGUUUCUAUCAUAACAAAAGGCAAGGCUGGCCUUGCAGUGGGCUCAUAGUUUCUUCUGGAUACCAGUGUACUCAUAUUUUACCAGUCUUAGAAGGCAGGUUAGAUGCACGAAACUGUAAGCGCAUAAAUCUUGGAGGAUGCCAGGCAGCUCUUUAUCUCCAGCGCCUCCUGCAAUUGAAAUAUCCAGGGCAUUUUGCUGCCAUCACGCUUAGCCGUGUGGAAGAAAUACUCCAUGAGCACAGCUACAUCGCGGAAGAUUAUAAAGAAGAGAUGCAAAAGUGGCGAUCACCUGAAUACUAUGAGAACAAUGUGCAUAAGAUGCAGCUGCCUUUUUCAAAUAAGCUCCUUGGAAGCACCAUCACGUCUGAGGAGAAGCAAGAGCGACGGCAGCAACAACUUCGACGGCUUCAGGAACUUAAUGCUCGCCGUCGAGAAGAAAAGCUUCAGCUGGAUCAAGAGAGACUGGAGAGGCUUCUUUAUGUUCAGGAACUGCUAGAAGAUGGCCAGGUGGAUCAGUUUCACAAAGCUUUGAUGGAACUGAACAUGGACUCUGCUGAGGAACUGCAGUCUUAUAUCCACAAGCUCAGUUUGGCCAUUGAGCAAACUAAGCAGAAAAUCCUCCAGGCAGAAGUUAGUGUUGAAGUGGAUGUUGUGGACAGCAAGCCAGAGAUUCCUGAUCUUGAUCCAUUGGGCAGUGAACAAUCCAUGGAAGAUGUAGAAAGUGUGAAUGAUUUUGAGCCUUUAUUUGCUGAGGAGCAACCUGAAGUUGAAAAACCAGUUACUACAGUACAGCCCGUGUUUAAUUUGGCAGAGUAUCAUCAGCUCUUUAUUGGCACAGAGAGAAUCCGAGUUCCUGAAAUUGUCUUUCAGCCAUCCCUAAUAGGAGAAGAACAGGCUGGGAUAGCAGAAACCAUGCAGCUUGUCCUGGACAGAUAUUCUAAAGAUCAACAGGAAAAACUUGUCCAGAAUGUCUUCCUCACUGGUGGAAAUGUGAUGUAUCCUGGAAUGAAAGACAGAAUCCAGAAAGAAUUGCUUGAAAUGAGGCCAUUCCAAUCAACCUUUCAGGUGCAUCUUGCUUCUAAUCCUGUUCUUGAUGCAUGGUAUGGAGCUCGGGAUUGGGCACUAGAGUACAUGAACCGUGAAGAAGGCUGGAUAACUAGGAAAGAUUAUGAAGAGAAAGGUGGAGAAUAUCUUAAGGAACACUGCGCUUCCAAUGUCUAUGUGCCUAUCCGUCUCCCAAAGCAGGUUCCACGGACUGCCGAAACGUCAGCAUCAAGUAAAGUGCCAGGGACUGCCACAAACAGCAUCUCUGAGCAAACGUGAUAUGUGUAUUAUUUUUGGACGAAGGUUGUUGCUUUCCAGAACUACAAGAUGGUCUACAGAAUUGGAUGUGCAUUUCAAAGACAUGUAUUGGGCAUCUCAGCCAAGGUGCUUCUAUAUCUUAAAAAGGCAGCUAUACUUCCCCACCCCCCAUCCCCCAUGACAGAAAAUGUUGAGUGUCCUAUGUUUGUGGUUGCCAUGGGAAAAAAGGACUCGUACAUCAGUUCUUGGUGUAAAAGAAACAAUAUGAAUAUUUCAGAGAAAAUGCUUAUUAGCCUAAUUGAAUCAAACAUAUAAUGUGUUUUAUAUUAAUAAAUUGUUGCCAAGGCUAUUGGUUACAUCAA